AUGUCGCCCCGCUCGCCGCCCUCCCCACACAUGCACCCGGCCAAGCGGCCAAGGAUGGACAAGGACUCGCCAGGCCAGACAAUCACGGCAGGCCCCUCACCGGCCGCUAGCAGCGAGCAGCAGGAUAUGGCAUUUUCUGCUGGGGCGUCGACGCCCACCAAGGUCGGCCAGAGCAGCAGCUUCCGCAAUGUCAGCGCCUGCAACAGGUGCCGUCUGCGUAAGAACAGGUGUGACCAGAAGCUGCCCAGCUGUGCGAGCUGUGAGAAGGCUAAUGUUGCGUGUGUGGGCUAUGAUGCCAUCACUAAGAGGGAGAUACCACGAAGCUACGUCUUCUACCUCGAAAACAGGGUCGAGCACCUCGAGUCUCUGCUACGGGCCAAGAACAUCCCCUUCCCGUCCGCCGAUAACCUCGAGUACUGCUCGCGCAUGGCCGCCGCUGCCGACUCCGUCUCAGUCCGCUCACCCACCGAGUCCUCUAUCGCCGCCGCCCUCCCCCCUCCUCCGGCGGCCUCCGACACCCUGGACGGCACCCCGGCCGUGCCUGGCAGCGAGAGGGGCGGCGAUGAGGCUAGACUGCAAAGGCUUGUGUCGAGAGCCGACAUCACCCAAGGCAAGGAGGUCACUGCCAACCCACGCUACCUGGGCUCGGCCUCGGGCGUCUCGUUUGCGCGGGUCGUCUUCGCCGCGGUCCAGUCCUCGGUCAGCGAGAACAAGUCGACCUCGGACAAAGCAGGCGUGCGGCCCUCGAAACCCCUCGCGACGGCUGGAGGCGGCACCACGAUGCGCGACUCCUUCUUUGGCCUGCACACCAAGCCCACCAUCAACCCGGCCCCGUUCCCUGAUAAGGAUGUCGCCACCGCCCUCGUCAGCCUGUACUUUGAGCACGCCAAUCCCCAGAUCCCCAUCUUGCACAGGGUCGAGUUCGGCAGGAUGUUCGAGCAGGCCUACGACCCAGACCACCCCCGGCGCGGCCACAGGGAGCUUUACAUGCUCAACAUGGUCUUCGCCAUCGGCAGCGGCAUCAUCAUGGGCGCCACCGCCAGCAGCAGGUCCGACACGAGCAACAGUGCCGCCAAGCCAGGCGAGGGCCGCAUGUCCUCCAAGCAGGCCCAGCCUGAGGAGUACCACGCCAGCGCCAUCGUCCACCUCGAGGCCUGCCUCAACAACAGCGGCGGCGGCCUCGAGGAGCUACAGGCCGUGCUCCUCCUCGCCAAUUUUGCCCUGCUGCGCCCUGUGCCCCCAGGCCUCUGGUACAUUGUCGGUGUCGCCGUGCGCCUCGCCGUCGACCUCGGCCUGCACUACGAGGACGGCAAAGACGUUGAUGACGGCCUGCGGAGGGAGUCGGCGCUCCAGGCCGGCGACGACGGCCGUCAGCGGGAACGAGGAAGGAGGGAGUUCGUCAGGGACCUCAGACGCCGCCUGUGGUGGUCCACCUACUCGUUCGACCGGCUCGUGAGCAUCUGCGUCGGACGGCCCUUUGGCAUCUCGGACCAGGUUAUCACCACCGAGUUCCCCUCCGUUCUCGACGACGACCUGAUCACACCCGAGGGCUUCCAAGAGCCGGGCCCCGACGUGGUCGGCCAGCCCACGUACAAACUCGUAGCCCACCACUACUUCCGCCUGCGCCUCUUGCAGUCCGAGAUCCUCCAGGUUCUGCAGUACCAGCAGGCCCAGGCCGCAAGGGCCUCGGGUCAGAACGUCAGAAACCCUUACAUGCACACCACCCUGCCUUCGCCCUUCCUCUCGCGCUUUGAGUCCUUCCGUUCCUGGCGCAUCGAUAUCGACAAGAGGCUGUACGAGUGGAAGAUGAACGCCCCGACCAAGCAGCACACUGGCGUCGGCUUCUCCACCGAGUUCCUCGACCUCAACUACUGGCAGGCCAUCGUUAUGCUCUACCGCCAGAGCCUGAGUGUCCCCUCCAUGUUUGAGGGCGAGUACAACACCUCCAUGGAAAUGCAGCACAGCCCUAACCUACCCAACAGCGGCGGCGGCGGCGGCGGCGGCGGCGGCGGCGGUGUGACUGGUGAGCUGCGCGAGGACGAGGACAGGGUGUACCUCAAGGUGGCCGAGGCAGGACAAAAGAUCAUGCGCCUGUACAGACAGCUGCACCUCGCGGGCGUGCUCAACUAUACCUAUCUGGCCACUCACCACAUCUUCAUGGCUGGCAUCUCGUACCUGUACGCCAUCUGGCAUUCUCCCAUCGUGCGAAGCCGACUCACUCUGGAUGAGGUUGACUUCACCGUGCUCGCCGCCACGUCCGUCUUUGGAGACCUCAGCGAGAAGUGCCCACCAGCCGAGGCGUGUCGUGAUGCCAUCGACAGGACGGCCAAGGCUACGAUCCGGAUGGCCAACUCAACAGGUGGCUUCGGCCAGGUGGUCCCACCCAGGUCCAGUGGCAGCUUGUCCGAGCAGCGUGACUGGGCGCAGAGAAGCGACAGCGUUUCCAGCAGCAGAGGCUACCGCGCACCACCGACGCCACUACCUCAUCAUCACCAUCAGAACAAUCAACAACACCAUCAGCAUCACCAACACCAACACCAACACCAUUACAACAGCAACAGUGACUCCCCCCAGACCCGCAGGCCGUCCUCACAACAUCAGCAUGGCCUGCCCAGCAUCAGCGACGUCUACACCACCCACACGUCCCCCGGUCCUCAACUCCCGCCCAUCCAGACCACCGUUCCCCCUGGUCCUUACCGCAUGAACUCCCUUCCCAACCUCAAGGCCGAGCUGGACGGCUUUUCCAUGAUGCGAAAUAUUCCAGCCCCAACGCGGAGCAACGCCAGCGACAAUAUCAGCGCCGCCGCCGCCGUCGCAGCAGCAGCAGCAGCAGCAGCAUCAGCCGGCAGCCCCGAAACCUCCGCCAUCGACCCUUCCCUCCUCCCAACAUGGCGGCAUAUCUUGCAGCGGCGGCGGUCGCGGCAUCGCAAGCGUCACAGCCCCAACAGCAGCCGGCUGUGGGGCGGCGGAGCAGGCGGCCUAGGGCCCUUUGGCGACCUGUCCGCGAUAGGAUUUCUCGGUGGCACGGGCUUGAACGGUGCCGACAUGGACGAGAAUGCGGCGAAUGUGGACCUGGGCUUUGGGCUGGGGUGGGAAGGCUUGCAUCAUGAUUUUAGUGAUGGGCAGCAGUAUGACUUGUUUGAUGGUUUCUUCUUUGGUGGACAACAGGGGGGGCAAGGAGGACAGCAGGGGAAUGGGGGAAUGGGUGGUGCUAAUGGGGAGCUGUGAAAUUUGAGGGGAUGAUGGAUGGGACGAUUGACGAUGAUAAAUACCUUUAUUGACAUAUACAUAUUGUGUACAUAUAUAUGUUUCUACAUAUACAUACAUAUAUGUAUAUACUGGCAGGGGAAAGUGGGCAAAGGAUGACUUUGGUGUUCAAGCAGGCGGACCAAUCAUGACUGGGUGGUGAUGGUGGUGGUGGGCGGCGGAGGCGGCAAACAUCGACUGUCUUGCCUUGACGGUAUGGAUCAACAGCGAACAACAAUCAUCAUCAUC
Molecule: messenger RNA, 3495 nt
Organism: Cryphonectria parasitica EP155
Lineage: Eukaryota; Fungi; Ascomycota; Sordariomycetes; Diaporthales; Cryphonectriaceae
Exons: 8
Coding region: 1-3228 (1075 amino acids)
Biological process (GO): DNA-templated transcription; positive regulation of transcription by RNA polymerase II
Molecular function (GO): sequence-specific DNA binding; DNA-binding transcription factor activity, RNA polymerase II-specific; zinc ion binding
Source: RefSeq, a predicted model, not a curated record